Molecule: messenger RNA, 1337 nt
Organism: Pteronotus mesoamericanus
Lineage: Eukaryota; Metazoa; Chordata; Mammalia; Chiroptera; Mormoopidae
Gene: SETD9
Product: SET domain containing 9
Exons: 6
Coding region: 40-939 (299 amino acids)
Molecular function (GO): protein binding
Source: RefSeq, a predicted model, not a curated record
CCCUGGGGCGGGCCCUUGUGCGGGCGCGGCGGGGCCGCCAUGCCGGGCCGCCUGCUGCGGGGCCUGGAGCAGUGGUGGCGUCGUUACAAGUACCGCUUCGUACCUUGGAUCGCGCUGAACCUAAGCCGCAACCCCAGGACCCUCCGAUAUGUUCCAGAGGAAUUUAAAGACAAGGUUAUCUCAGAUGAAGAUGUCCUAGAAACGUUACUGAAAGUUUUCCAGGCUCUGUUCAUGAAUGAUUUCAAUAAACAAUCAGAUAUCUUGGCUGUGCUUCCAGAACCUGUUCAGUCGAAAUACCAAGACCUACUGUCAGUUCAACAUGCAAGGGCGAACCUGCCUGAAUGCAGAAAUCACCAGAAAGUCAUCUUUAAACCAGAAGAAAUUCUUUAUAAGACACUGGGCUUCAGUGUUGCCCGAGCGACUAGCUCGUUGGUCUCUGCUGGGAGAGGUGUCUUUGUUACUAAAGGAUCGGUACCAAAAGGCGCGGUUGUGUCCAUGUAUCCUGGUACAGUAUAUCAGAAAUAUGAGCCAAUCUUUUUCCAGUCUAUUGGAAAUCCAUUUAUUUUUAGAUGCUUGGAUGGCAUACUCAUUGAUGGAAAUGACAAAGGAAUAUCCAAAGUCGUGUACAGAUCCUGCACUGGAAGGGACCGACUUGGCCCUUUAAAAAUGAGCGACAGCACGUGGCUCACGUCGGACACUCAGAACCCUCUGGCUGUGGGGCAGUAUGUCAACAACUGCUCCAAUGACAGGCCGGCCAACGUCUGUUACCAGGAGCUGGACGUGCCUGCGGCCUUCCCGGCGGAGCUGAAGCAGUACCUCCCGAAUGUCGCCUACGGCUGCGGCGAACAAAGGCCCCUCCGGUGCGUGGUCCUCGUCGCGCUGCGGGACAUCGGGCGGGGCGAGGAGCUUUUCUCCAACUACUACACGGUCGUCCGCUGACUCUCGGCGGGAGGAGCCGCGCUUCCUGCUCGGCCGCAGACUCGGCGCUUUAUGAGCCACGCUCAAGCGCCGCUGUGGAACACAUGUUUUGAGAUCUAAUCGGAGUGGGGACUUUUAAUUUUUAUUGGUAUUUAUGUUUCAAGUCUACGAUAAAAGCCAUUUGCUGCAUCACAAUUUCAGAUUCCAGCGAUUGCCAGUUUUCAUUUUCUCCCAAGUACGCGGCAGCGUGUGGCAUGAAAGCCCGCUGCCCGGACGGACAGUGCCAGUCUCCCUCCCGCUGCUUCAGCGUGUCUCGUGGUGCCUUACAAAGUUUCAGCCCGGUCGCCAGCAACUUUUACUGCUGCUGUGUGUGGACUUGUGUGGAAACUUCCCUUUUGCAAAAUAAACUGGAGCUAAAC